AAUCUCAAACAACAUUACAAAAACCUUUUCCCGUUUCAAGAAUCAAAAACCACCAUAUUUUUCAAACUUCUUUCUCUCAGAUUACUUUUUUUUUCUUUUUCAAUUACAUUCAGUCUCUACAAUGGCAAAACCAGUGGAUGCUAACGGUAAACCUCCGUCAGUCAAGUGUAGUGAAUGUGACAAAUGGGUUUUCACGCUGAACGAAUUAAAUCAGCAUAAAGCUUCGGAUCACAAAACAGUUAAGCAAAUGACGUAAAAUCUUUAUUAGGGCUUCGAUAUUUUUAUGUUUUUAGUGUUUUCAUUCUUUUUUAAUUACCUUUUGCCAUUUCAAGAAUCAAAAACCACCAAAACCUUUCCCCUUUAAUUUUCUUUUUUCACCAAAUCUUCAAGAAAAUGAAUAUGAACGUAUAUCACGAGAAUCAGACAGUUGAGAUCAUUGAAGGACCACUUUUUGGGUCAUACAGGCCAGCCACGGUUCUCGCUAGAGAAGAAGGUCACCCGUACCGCCUCUUCUACAAAAUACAGUACCUCACUCGCUUUAACGAUGAUGACUCGCCGCUGACUGAGGUGGUUCAUGUUAGGGUUAUAAGGCCGAUUCCACCGGAAUUUGUAGGUUAUCGGAACUUUGAGUUGAAUGAUAUAGUUGAUGCUUAUAACUACGACAUUGGGGCUUGGCAGGCAGGGACAGUUAUCGGAAAUGUUGAGAAUCUUGAUCAUCACCUCGUGAGGCUGUUUGAUCAGACCGAACGGUUGGCUCCUUAUAUCAGGUUUCAUGCCGAGUGGUUUCCUCUUCCUUGCUAUGUGUUCUGGAGGCCAACCGAUGAAUAUACUCAUAAUCCAGUAACUGAUCCUCAACCCAGCGCCACUGAUUGAUAAUCUACCAAACCAGGGCCAUUGAUUGAUGAAGAACAUUUUAUGGUUGUUUGAAACAUUAAAUUUGCAGGUUCUGCUACUAUUUUGAUUAGUACACUUAACAUGAAAUUGUAUUGCUUUGCAAAAUAGUUAAUUAGGAAUUUGGCAUGUUAAAUUGUGAUUAAAUGCCUAAACCAAAAACAUUAUUCAUGUUUCUGCUAUAAUAUGUUGCUAAUACUA
Molecule: messenger RNA, 1092 nt
Organism: Mercurialis annua (annual mercury)
Lineage: Eukaryota; Viridiplantae; Streptophyta; Magnoliopsida; Malpighiales; Euphorbiaceae
Exons: 2
Coding region: 394-873 (159 amino acids)
Source: RefSeq, a predicted model, not a curated record